UGAAAAGUCCUUACACUCUAGGCUUGGAUAGGGAGACAAAGGCUCAGUCGUUGAUUGGUUGGUCUCUCCACGUCCGCAGUCACCUCGUAGCGCAAGCAGCCAAGCCUUCCAUUCACAUGUAAAUGGGGCCUCAUAAAUGCCUUCUACAAUUGCCCACUUUGCACAGUAUAUGUAGUGCUUGUUAGCGCGCAGUGUGUGGAUCUUUGUCUCUAACGGUGCUCGCCUACCAUCUGCCAUCUGCACCAUUCAAGAUCGUAACGGUAGCCUGCAUUCUGUUCUCGACUCCAUUCCACUGUACGGGAUAGCAACAUGGCCCCUGCCUCUAAAUCGGAACUCAGUCGGAGUGAAGACGAAUAUUACGGCAUUAAAGGAGACAGAAAGACGAGAAAGCCGUUGGUGGAGAAAAAGAGAAGGGCACGCAUCAAUGAAAGUUUGCAAGAGCUCAGAACACUGCUGGUAGACAUAGAUGCACCAUCAAAAAUGGAGAACGCUGAGGUUUUAGAGAUGACGGUUAAACGCGUGGAGACCAUUCUUCAAAAUCGUGCGAAAGAGGCGGAGAAUGUUAACCGGGAGGCAAGUGAAAGGUUUGCAGCUGGGUACAUUCAGUGCAUGCACGAAGUCCACACUUUCGUGUCCAACUGCCCUGGGAUCGACGCCACGAUAGCGGCAGACCUCUUGAACCAUCUUCUAGAAUGUAUGCCCCUGAAUGAUGAGGAUUGUUUCCAAGAUCUCCUGUCGGAUUUGAUGUCAGACUCAUCGAACAGCUACAGCACUUCAAGUGAGUCAAUGCUGUCACCUGGUGGAAGAAGUGGCUCCAGUGGAAGCACAUCUGCCCUCUCACCGUCUCCCUCUACUACCUCCGAUGACCUCAGCUCCGACCUGGAUGAGACGGACAGUGAGCAGAGUCACAUCUCUACAGAUGUGGAACACCAUGACACCCCUAGCACUGCAACCAUGUUUUAUUCGAAGUCCAUGUGGAGGCCUUGGUAGCCAAAGUGUCACUUCUUUAAUUGUCUUAGAGCAAGAGAUCAUUAAUUUAUGAAAUGGAAUAUAAUACAUUAGCGUAGGCAGUUAAAGGCAUUAGGCCUUAUCUGAACACAUUCACUACUAAUUUGCCUAGUGGGCUCUUAAAAGCUCUUUUGUUCCAUGUGAAAACUUUGUAUGCAUUCGAAUAAUCGUUUGUAUAAUGUUUUACCUAGCCUAUAAGCAUUUGUUUGGUCUUUUUUGUAUGAUUGCUGUGCACAGAUGUAAAUAUUUAAUUGUGAGGCUUUCUUAGGUAGUGGGGAAUAGGCCUAGUGUGUGGGUCGGGUUACUACAUUACAACUGAUAUUUUAUCAGGUACAUUGUACCGAUUAAGUGCUUGCUCGCCCAUGAUAACGAGAACAUUUCACUGACAGAGAUUCAAUUUCGACUUAUUUCAUUAAAUGCAUUUCCCUAAUA
Messenger RNA from Sardina pilchardus (European sardine), 1440 nucleotides. It is a transcript of the gene hes6, whose product is annotated as hes family bHLH transcription factor 6. The coding region runs from base 310 to 990 and encodes 226 amino acids. The transcript is spliced from 4 exons. Gene Ontology annotation, molecular function: DNA-binding transcription factor activity, RNA polymerase II-specific; RNA polymerase II cis-regulatory region sequence-specific DNA binding; protein dimerization activity. Gene Ontology annotation, biological process: regulation of transcription by RNA polymerase II; anterior/posterior pattern specification; regulation of neurogenesis. Lineage: Eukaryota; Metazoa; Chordata; Actinopteri; Clupeiformes; Clupeidae. The record is from RefSeq and is a predicted model, not a curated record. Gene Ontology annotation, cellular component: nucleus.